AUGGCCACAAUCACGGUCACCGCACCGCCAGACGACAGCGAGCACCCGCGCUCGUCGCUCACCAGCACCUCGUCAACCUCGCCCUCGCCCUCGUCCGUUUCGCCUCUCCACCUCGCGGCCCCUCCCCUGGCCACCACACGCGGCAGAGACCGCUCAGCCUCGAACGCGACACAGCCCGAGACUACCAUCCUCAAUCCCGACCACCCACCGCCGCUCAACUUUCACUUUGGGUGGAAGGGACCCGUCCUCUACCUCGUCUUCCUCCUCGUCUGCAACGUACUCAUCCCCUGCCUCCUCUAUUACCUCCUCCGCAUCUACACCCGCCUCGACGACAAAGAGCUUAUCGGCAUCGGCUCCGCCGCACUCGGCGUCUCAUCCUGCUUCGACGCUCCGCGAACAGUCCUGCGACAUCGAGCCAAGUAUGGACCGCUUUAUUACCCUUAUAUGGCGGACCCGGCGUUUGAGCCUGCGGGCAAGAACCGCUUGAUGCGGAAUAUCCCUCGCUCGUGGUGGCACCUAGACUUCACGAUGCACACCUACACCCUCGCACUCUUCACCUUUGCCAUCCCACUCGCCAUCGCCCCCGCCAUCCCACUCUACAACUUCUUCCUCCUCUCCUUCCCCAUGCUCGUCGCGCCAAUCAUGAUUGUCUUUGGGUUGACGUUGAAGAGUUGGAAGGGGUUGAGGUGGUGGAUGUCGAGUGAUCCGCCGAGAACGCCGACCAAGCCUGCGGUCUACUACAUCCUCGAAGACGUCGGAGCAGUCGACUUCCGCCUCGGCCGCGAGUGGCGCAAACGCUGUCAAACGCGCUACGCCGCCUCACCCCCGUUCCGUACCCUGAUGUGGUGGCAAACCCUCUACUGGACGUUCGGAAUGGCGGUGUUCAUCGGCGCGACUGCAGCAGUGGACUGGACGACCGAUCUCCAACUCGGUUUCGGACUCUGCAUCUCCCUCCUCUUCAUCUGGGCCCUCCCCUGGUCGCUCCUCUCCUACCUCCUCAUCCACCGCUCUCUCCUCUCUGAACGCGAGUGGUGGAGGACUCAUUUUGAAGAGGUCGUGUGUAGGAGUCUUGUGCGUCAGGAGGGGGAGGGCGGGGGGGAGAAGGCGGUUGGAGUGGGAGUCGAGAGUGAGGGCGAAAGGAGGGGCGGGAGGACGAGGGGGUAUAGCGUGCAUGCGAGGUUGGAGGCUGGACCUGCGGCGAUGGCGGGGGAGAUGAGGGAAGUCGAGGGGGCGACGGAGUCGCGAUUGGUCGGACGCGCGCAAGCGGAGGAGAAGCGGGAGGUGGGAGGAGGCCGAGCGGUGGAGAACGUAUAG
This is a messenger RNA of Rhodotorula toruloides NP11, 1314 nucleotides long. RefSeq lists its product as uncharacterized. The transcript has 8 exons. NCBI's taxonomy places the organism in Eukaryota, Fungi, Basidiomycota, Microbotryomycetes, Sporidiobolales, Sporidiobolaceae. Bases 1 to 1314 code for a protein of 437 amino acids. The record is from RefSeq and is a predicted model, not a curated record.